This is a messenger RNA of Chrysochloris asiatica (Cape golden mole), 681 nucleotides long. Its product is annotated as arpin-like. The record is from RefSeq and is a predicted model, not a curated record. Bases 1 to 681 code for a protein of 226 amino acids. Gene Ontology annotation, biological process: negative regulation of actin nucleation. Lineage: Eukaryota; Metazoa; Chordata; Mammalia; Afrosoricida; Chrysochloridae. The transcript is spliced from 6 exons.
AUGAGCCGAAUCUACCACGACUGCGCCCUCCAGAACAAGGCGGUGCGGAGCACGCAGCUGCCGGGGGUUUGGGACCCCACCGCCCAUCAGGGGGGAAACGGUGUUCUGCUGGAGGGAGAGCUGGUAGAUGUAUCUCGGCACAGCAUCUCCGAUGCCCAUGGCAGGAAGGAUCGUUACUACGUGUUGUAUGUCCAGCCCAGUCGUAUUCAUCGCCGCCAAUUCGACCCCAAAGGAAAUGAAAUUGAACCCAACUUCAGUGCUACUAGGAAGGUGAACACGGGCUUCCUCAUGUCUUCCUACAAGGUAGAAGCCAAGGGGAACACUGACAGGCUCACCCCUGAGGCGCUGAAGGAGCUGGUCAACAAACCAGAGCUGCUUGUGCUGACCGAAGGCCUCGCUCCAGACCGGACUGUGGCGUUCUGGAUGCCUGAGACAGAGAUGGAGGCACUGGAGCUGGAACUGGGGGCUGGGGUACGGCUGAAAACUCGGGGUGACGGCCCCUUCCUGGAUUCGUUAGCCAAACUUGAGGCUGGAACAGUGACCAAGUGUAAUUUCGCUGGUGAUGGAAAGACAGGCACAUCCUGGACAGACAACAUCAUGGCCCAAAAGUCUUCAGGAGGGGCUGUAGCAGAGACCCGAGAGCAGGGAGAUGGGGCAGAAGACGAGGAGUGGGAUGACUGA